AUGCUAAAAGUCAACAAGACAGAGAAACGAGAAAUUGACGAAGAUUACAAGACAGAAGAUUACAAGACAGAAGAUUACACGACAGAAGAUUACAAGACAGAAGAUUACAAGACAGAAGAUUACAAGACAGAAGUUUACAAGACAGAAGUUUACAAGACAGAAGUUUACAAGACAGAAGAUUACAAGACAGAAGAUUACAAGACAGAAGUUUACAAGACAGAAGUUUACAAGACAGAAGUUUACAAGACAGAAGUUUACAAGACAGAAGAUUACAAGACAGAAGAUUACAAGACAGAAGAUUACAAGACAGAAGAUUACAAGACAGAAGAUUACAAGACAGAAGAUUACAAGACAGCACGGAGGAUCACGCAAAUCGAACAUAACACCACUAACAACAGAGAAAACUAG
Molecule: messenger RNA, 408 nt
Organism: Bolinopsis microptera
Lineage: Eukaryota; Metazoa; Ctenophora; Tentaculata; Lobata; Bolinopsidae
Exons: 2
Coding region: 1-408 (135 amino acids)
Source: RefSeq, a predicted model, not a curated record